UCGGCGGGAAGGAACUGGCCUGGUCACACUCACUGGGCUUGUGCUUCUGACUCUUGGGAGACACUCCUCGGCUGCUCCACCUGCCUUUGCCCUCGGACCCGCAGCGAAAGGCCUCCCUGUGGACACUGAGCGUCCAUCCUCAGCACUUGGAUUUCUACAGCGCCCUGGGCCAGAUUCCCAAAGACUUUCAGGUCCUAGACUCCAGCAGACGCUGAACAAUGGCCUCCAUGGGGUUACAGGUGAUGGGCAUCGCGCUGGCCGUGCUGGGCUGGCUGGGCGCCAUACUGAGCUGUGCGCUGCCCAUGUGGAAGGUGACGGCCUUCAUCGGCAGCAACAUCGUCACAUCGCAGACCAUCUGGGAGGGCCUGUGGAUGAACUGCGUGGUGCAGAGCACCGGCCAGAUGCAGUGCAAGGUGUACGAUUCUAUGCUGGCGCUGCCGCAGGACCUGCAGGCGGCCCGCGCCCUCAUCGUGGUCUGCAUCGUCCUGGCCGUGCUGGGCGUGCUGCUGUCCGUGGUGGGUGGCAAGUGCACCAACUGCGUGGAGGAUGAGAGCACCAAAGCCAAGGUCAUGAUUGUGGCGGGAGUGGUGUUUCUUCUGGCCGGCCUGCUGGUGAUGGUGCCCGUGUCCUGGACGGCCAACACCAUCAUCCGCGAUUUCUACAAUCCGCUGGUGGCCUCCGGCCAGAAGCGGGAGAUAGGUGCCUCGCUCUACGUGGGCUGGGCGGCCGCCGGGCUGAUGAUGCUUGGCGGGGCCCUGCUCUGCUGCAACUGCCCGCCCCGCGCUGACAAGCCCUACUCGGCCAAGUAUUCUGCCGCCCGCUCUGCCCCCGCCAGCAACUACGUGUAAGGUGCCGCUGCUCAGCUCUCCCUGUUGACUCUGUUUGUCCCUGGACUGAGCUCAGUGCAGCCUGUGACCGCGAGAUGGCCCUGCUGGGGGAUGGGCAAGCAGGGACUGGGACAGGCCAUCGGCCAGAAGCCCUCGCCCUUCUGGCCCUCUCGGAUACCUUCCUAAGGCCUCCUCUACACCAGCAAGAAUGGACUGAAAGGCUUCCUAGCCACCUUCCUCUGAAUGGACAUGGAUACAGGAGAGGGGGUGGCAGCAACCGGGCAUGGCAGUGGAGUGGGGAGCUGGCUCUUGCUGGCAAGGACAGCUCAGCCCCGGCUCUGCUUGGACUCUGACUGGGUGCCUUGCCCAUGCCGGUGUUGGCCACCGUUCCCUUUUUUGAUCUUCCCCAUUCCCUCCGAGUGCAUCCUGUGGAAACCUGUGGCCCUGAGAAUGGCUGGGGCCUCCCUCAUCCACCUGCCUGCGGAGCAGAGUUGACAGACGGGUUUAGAAGGGAGGGGUGAAGGUGCUACAACUGGUUUGGGUAGUGGUGGAGGAGGGGCUUCAGAGGCAGCCCUGGCUGCCCAUACCCCUCUUCCCCCCUCCUCUGCAGCCUCAGCAGAACCCUGGGCCCCUUGAAACUGUCCACCUCUGGAUCUGCCAUCCCUGCGAAGGUCGUUGCAGAGGGGAAACGGAAAGGGGAAAGCAGAGGGAAUGGUCUUACUCUGGCCUUCAUCCUAGUAAGCCCUGGGACUUUUUCCUGCCUUCUCUGUGGUUUGUUUUGUAAUUUAAGAUCUAUUUGUCACUGUAAUUACUAUUAUUUUCUAUAAUAAAUGGAACCUGUACACAGGAAGACUC
This is a messenger RNA of Miniopterus natalensis, 1682 nucleotides long. The record is from RefSeq and is a predicted model, not a curated record. Lineage: Eukaryota; Metazoa; Chordata; Mammalia; Chiroptera; Miniopteridae.